AUGGCUAGAAAGAGAGUGAAGCUCGCAUUCAAGGUAAAUGACUCUGUGAGGAAGGCAACAUACAAGAAAAAGAAGAACGGUAUGAUGAAGAAGCUCAAAGAGAUCUGCACCGUUUAUGGGAUUGAGGCAUGUGCUAUAGUGUACAAGCCUCAUGCUCGUCAGCCAGAUAUUUGGCCUUCCCCAGAGGGGGUCAAAAAGGUGCUGUCCAGGUUCGCGCAGGUGCCUGAACUUGACCGGAGAAGAAACAUGAUGAACCCGGAGAGUUACCUGAGUCAAAUGAUCCGGAAGGCCAAGAAGCGGCUGGAGAAGAUAAGGGAAGAGAAUAGGCAGAAGGAGAAGACCCUUCGCAUGUACCAAUAUCUUAAGUCGGGGAAGAUCCCUGACAAUUUAACCAAGGCUGAGCUAAAAGAUCUGGCUAACGUGAUUGAUCAGCAAAUGAAAGAAAUCAAGGAGAAGAUGGCUGAACUAGGGAAGGCUGAAACGGCUCAGAGCCAAUCCACAAUGGUAGCAUCGGCAUCGCUUGAUGAUGGAACAGCCAGGAACAAAGGGAAGGCACCUGUGGAUGGUGGCCAUGGAUUGGAGGUGAUUCUGGAUGUCAUGAAAAACAAGCAGUGA
Molecule: messenger RNA, 615 nt
Organism: Gastrolobium bilobum
Lineage: Eukaryota; Viridiplantae; Streptophyta; Magnoliopsida; Fabales; Fabaceae
Product: agamous-like MADS-box protein AGL80
Exons: 1
Coding region: 1-615 (204 amino acids)
Biological process (GO): regulation of transcription by RNA polymerase II
Molecular function (GO): DNA-binding transcription factor activity, RNA polymerase II-specific; RNA polymerase II cis-regulatory region sequence-specific DNA binding; protein dimerization activity
Source: RefSeq, a predicted model, not a curated record